Sorghum bicolor (sorghum) is the source of this 1509-nucleotide messenger RNA. Its product is annotated as F-box/FBD/LRR-repeat protein At1g13570. The record is from RefSeq and is a predicted model, not a curated record. Gene Ontology annotation, molecular function: protein binding. Lineage: Eukaryota; Viridiplantae; Streptophyta; Magnoliopsida; Poales; Poaceae. Bases 7 to 1509 code for a protein of 500 amino acids. The transcript is spliced from 3 exons.
UCCACCAUGGUUCCAGCACGGACUUGCCUCCGAUUCCUCCCUCCGCCGCCACCUACUACCAACGCUGCCCAGCCCGACGCCGCCGCAGUCGUCGUCCCGCUCGCCGGAUCCAGUGAGGAGGACCGCAUUAGCCAGCUCCCUGAGGAUAUCCAGCGGACAAUCGUCUCCAAGCUACCCGUCAAAGACGGAGGCGCCACCGUCGUGCUUUCCUCUAGCUGGCGCUCGAUCUGGUCCUCGAUCCCGCUCGUCCUCGACGAUGUCCAGCUCCGGCCCGCCGGAGUGGACGAGCUCGUGGACGACGACGAGGACACGGAACUUAUCGAGGACAUAUCAAGGGACGUGGUCUGGGACAAGGUCACGGCAAUCCUUCGGAGCCACCCGGGCCCCUUCCGGUUGGUCCGCCUCACCUCGUCCCCGGCGAGCUCACUCAGGGCGUGGCUCCGGAUCAUGGCCGCCAAGGGCGUGGAGGAGCUGGUCGUCCUCAACUGUGAGUGGCCGACAGCCAUGAUGGUCCUCUCCGUCGAGCUCCUCCGGUGCCAAUCCCUAAAGCGCCUGCACCUGGCGCUCUCCCAGAUGCCGCACCUACCGGUGCCCGGCAGGCCGGGGCACCGGCGCGCUGUUCAUUUUCCCAACCUGGAGCAGCUCGUCCUGUGCCACGCGUUCGUGCCAGAAACUGACAUCCGUGACUUCCUCGCCGGCUGCCCGGUGCUCAAGAUGCUGGCUUUCAUCGAAGGCAGCGGGGUGCCGCCGUACCUCGACGUCCUAUGCCCCAGGCUCGAGUGCUUGCUGCUCUGGCAGUUCAAGCCGCUGAAGCUCACCGUGGACGCGCCGCGCAUUGAGCGUGUCAUUCUGUGGCGAACCAACCAGUUCUUCGUCCCUCCACGGACGAGGAUAAUAGUAAGAGGAGCCCCCAACCUUCGGAUUCUUGGCUACCUGGAUCCCAGACUCCAUAUCCUCGAGAGCGGGGACACGGUCAUCAAGGUGGGGACAAGGCCCAAACCGGACGUUAUGCUUCCUAGCGUUGAGAUCUUGGCAAUAAAGAUACGGUUUGGAGUACGGGAGGACGAAAGGACGCUCGUAGCUUACCUCAGAGUUUUUCCUAAUAUUAGAACCUUGCACAUCCAGUCUGCACCGGCUCCACUUCGUCGUGCAGAUGAUGAGCGUGGUCCCGAUUUCUGGAACAAUGACAUUUUCAGUCUCAUCACCUGCAUUUCAAAAAUAAAGAAAUUUUCAUUUUACCACUUCCAUGGUAUGGACAACAACAGCGAGCUCUCGUUCAUUAAAAGCAUUGCACAGACAUGUACCUUGCUGGAGCAUAUGCGUAUUACCAUCAGUGGAAGUAUUAUGGAACCGCCCAGUUUGUUGAAGGCUAGAUUAAUGAACUCUAUGUCUGAGGUUAAAUGGGCUAGUGAAGAAAGUACAUUGGAUAUCAUCACCGGUAAUCACAAGGAAUGGGAGUACAGCACAGCAUCUGAUCUGUCACUUAGUGAUCCUUUUGAGUAUAUUUGA